GGAUUGCUUAAUAGGUAAGAAUUCUUUAAGAGCUCUGAGCCUGUUACUACCUUCCCUUCCUUAUACAUGGUUCCAGAAUCCAAAUAUUUCGGCAUGCCGUUCCCAUGAUUUCUUCAAUUCUGCAUCUCUGCGUCCCAAACAUCCAACACAGAAUCCAUAGCUUUUCUUUUCCUAGAUUGAUUAUCUCGAUCUAUCCACUUCUUUUUCUUUUCCUUAAUCACUUCAGUUUAGCGGCUUUUGCUUAGAUUGAAAACCCAAAAAGGAGAAAAAAAACAUAAAAAAAUUACUCCCUUCGUUGAUGCUUUUUAGCUUCCUUGUCUCUAGGAAACAUUCAAUCUCUGUGAGAUGUGACCCACCAGGCCACUACCUCAAUCAAGCUUGUGCUCUUCUGGAAUUUCCUAGUAUUUUUUUAUUACUAUUUAAUUCAAUAAAAGCUUCGUAAUUUAAUUAUGAUCUUAAUUUCAUCGAGUCGUUCUGCGUUUCUGAUGUAAUAGAUUUAUUCAUGGAAGCAAACCAGAUACCCAUAUGUUAAAAAUCCCUCCAAUUUCCCUUUCUCCCCUGUAACUAAGAGAUUCUGCUUUCGAUUUUAGACGAAGGUAAGAAGUUGGUACUUGCUGGAUGGAUAUCGGCAGAGCCCGGCGAGCUUCCGAUGCGAGAAAUGUGUCUUUGUUAAACCCAGAAGACAAAAUUCUCAGAAGGUGAGAAGUUUCAACAGAAUAUCAAUCCUUCCAUUACGAUGCAAUCAAGGUCUUUAACAAUAGAGGACGGCAAAGACCCUUCCGCCUUACCCAAGGCACCCCAAUCGAGGGUUUUCCCCCUAAGGAUCUUGCAGUUCUUUGGGUUGUUUCUCAUUCUGGGUCUUGGGAUUUCUGUCCUAAGCAUGUUUAUGAUCCGUUAUGGGGGAGUUCAGAACGUCGUUAGCACAGUAAGGUCUGAAUUCCAGCCCUGCUUGGAAGAGCCUGGUGUUCUAGAACGUUGGAUCAAGCCUCCGUCUAAUCUGAUGCACUCAAUGACUGAUAAGGAGCUGUUCUGGAGAGCAUCAUUUGCUCCUCAAAUAAACGAGUAUCCGUUUACUAGAGUUCCUAAGAUUGCUUUCAUGUUCCUGACGAGGGGGCCCUUGCCGCUUUCACCUCUUUGGGAGAAGUUCCUCAAGGGCCAUGAAGGGCUUUAUUCAAUCUAUAUUCAUUCUCUGCCAUCUUACGAGGCCAAGUUCCCUCCCAGUUCUGUUUUCUAUCGGAGACAGAUUCCUAGCCAGGUGUCUGAGUGGGGCAGGAUGAGUAUGUGUGAUGCUGAGAGAAGACUUCUAGCAAAUGCAUUGCUUGAUAUCUCCAAUGAAAUGUUUGUACUUGUAUCGGAGUCUUGCAUUCCUGUCUUCAACUUCAGCAUUGUCUACGACUACCUAUCAAGUUCCAGGUUUAGUUUUAUUGGUGCAUUUGAUGAUCCUGGGCCCUAUGGUAGAGGACGCUACAAUGAGAACAUGGCACCUGAGGUUGAUAUCACACAGUGGCGCAAAGGGUCCCAGUGGUUUGAGGUAAACCGUAGGCUUGCGAUUCAUAUAGUGGAAGAUACCAUUUUUCACUCAAAGUUCGAGGAGUUCUGUAAACCAGCAUGUUAUGUAGAUGAGCACUAUUUUCCAACGAUGCUGACCAUUCAGGCACCACAUCUCUUGGCAAACAGGAGCCUCACUUGGGUGGACUGGUCAAGGGGUGGUGCUCAUCCAGCUACUUUUGGAAAAGCUGAUAUCACAGAGGAUUUCCUAAAGAGGAUUCUUGAAGAUCACAACUGCCUCUAUAAUAACGAGCCCUCUACUGUCUGUUUCCUUUUCGCCAGGAAGUUUGCUCCAAGUGCUUUGGAGCCUUUGUUACAGCUGGCACCAAAGUUUUUUGGGUAUUGACUUGUGAUCAUUUAGCUGUAUUGCUGAAUGAGAAAUAGAAGUUCUGGUUGAAGAAAAUGGAUCUGGUGGACCAAAUGAUUCUUAUGCAGUGCAUGUCGGAGUUCUUCUCCAAAAUGCUUUAUGGUGUAUUACCAUGACAUUGAAGAAGAGACUGGUAUCACAUGCUUUAAUGUAUGAUACCUUUUGUCACGGACGGCUAGGAGACUAAGGCCGUGACACUUUGCUCUCCUUUAACUUAGUUCAGAAAGAUACAAAUACCGCUGUAUAAGCAAUUUUCAUAGAUGUAUAGACUUUCAGCUUCCGGGUAUUAGUAUUCGACAUCCAUUCUUGUUAUCAGAAUUUAUAGUAUUCAUUUUGUUCUUUUUUAAUUUCAACUUGCAAUGUAAUUUUGAUACAUUCUUGUCCCCUUUUUGCAAUGGUAUUAUGGUUAAGUUUUAGGUGACUGAA
Molecule: messenger RNA, 2341 nt
Organism: Macadamia integrifolia
Lineage: Eukaryota; Viridiplantae; Streptophyta; Magnoliopsida; Proteales; Proteaceae
Product: glycosyltransferase BC10-like
Exons: 2
Coding region: 737-1894 (385 amino acids)
Cellular component (GO): membrane
Molecular function (GO): glycosyltransferase activity
Source: RefSeq, a predicted model, not a curated record